Iphiclides podalirius (scarce swallowtail) is the source of this 555-nucleotide messenger RNA. Lineage: Eukaryota; Metazoa; Arthropoda; Insecta; Lepidoptera; Papilionidae. The record is from the annotation of a GenBank genome assembly.
AUGUUGUUGUGGCUGAGCUACCUGAAGCAGCUCGAGCUGGCGUGCGCCGGGACGCCGCCAGGCGGCGCUGCCGACGCCAAAACAAUGUGUUUGGCGUUCCGAAACAUUCACUCCAGCGUCAGUCAAAUGUGCAACAACCUGUGGCUCCGAAGGACUUCUCCCGAAAAGGGACUCUGUUCUCGACAGCCAACGGACCAUAAUAAAACGAUAACUUAUGGUAAUGCACUCGAAAGCCUUUCGGAGUUCCUACCAAACCAGCCGCCUUCGCGUCGUCGGUAUGACGAGAAUGACGCGCGCCCGAGUGAAUGGGGCCUUGGCCGAGCGCCCCCCGAUCUAGCUGAUAAGAGCGUCACCGAGGGGCCGGGGCGAGGGAGGGGGGGGUUUGCCCCUUAUCGACGCCGAGAUUUCACGUUCAUUAUCAAGCGAGCUCUGAUCAGCGGGCCCCCAGACGCCCUGAUAAGGCGUUGCACGUUCCUCGCAGGCUCGCCACGGUUUCCGUGCGGCGGACACAGAAAAGUGUUAGACGCGAUGGACACAAAAAUAACAGUAAAUAAU